AUGCCAGGAGUUAAUGAAUCUACUGAAAACGGGGAUAAGUCACCAAAGGACAAGUCUGGCACAAUUGUAGCAGCAGAGACGGGGCCGGGAGUAACAAACACCAACACCAACGAAAAUAGUUCAGCACCACGGAAACGGUCAAAGGUGUCGAGAGCGUGUGAUGCAUGCAGACGAAAGAAAAUUAGGUGUGAUGCUGAGUUAAGCUCGUCCUUGCAAACUGUUACAAAGAUUUGUAAUAAUUGUGUUAAGAAUGGCGAAAAGUGUACGUUUUCGAGAGUACCAUUGAAAAGAGGCCCAUCCAAAGGGUACAUAAGGGAUUUGGAAGACAAGUUGGAAAACAAUUCUCAGACUAGAAAGAAGUCAUUUACAUUGGAAACUAAGAACCAACCUUUGCCCUACCCUAACUCGUUGCAGAGAAAUUCAGUUACGGGAGCUACUACCACUUCCCCACCAACAACUACUUCGACGAUUGUUACGUCUGGAACUGCGCAAUCUGGCUCACCUAUUAUCUUACCGCCAUUAAUUGGCGCAUACUCUCAACCAAAGAUAAACGUCUUGCCUCCUGCAGUAUCAUCAGUGAAGAAUAUUGAACAAGGUUCGAAUCCGUCUUCACCAUUGAACGGGAUUUUAAAUCCAUCCGCAAUCGAGCAACAAGUUUCAAAUUCAACCACGACCUCAACUACACCAUCUAAUAAUUACCAUGCUACUCAUAGUCCUCCUAUCCAGGGCCCUUUUUGGAAAGUGCCAUACGAAAUGCCUGGUAACAAUAAUUCUAAUAACAACAAUAGCAAUUCAUUUAAUUCCGCCCAUAAUCGUAAGUUAUCUGUCGAUUCUAUUUCAUCGAAUUCUUCGAAUGGUUCAAGAUCAAGGUUACCUUCUUUAAAAACUUCCAACUCAAUAUCAAGUGAUAUGGGAGUAUCUGAUAGUGACGAUGAUUUUUAUUCUAUUAGAUCAUUUAAACAACCGAGGCAAUCUUCUCAGUCAUUGUCACCUAGGAACUCGAUUAGUUCAUUAUCAAGUUUGAAUGGUAGAAUGAACAAAAACUUGGUAUUGUCUCAACAAUCUCAUCCUCAUCAACAAGUAAUUAUGUCUCCCCAUGAUCAACAAGCUCCACCACCCCAAAAUAUGUAUUAUUCCUCAGCAGGACAUGUUAAUACGUCUCCUGUCUAUCGUCCAAAUUUACCUCAAAGUGGUCCAUAUGGAGCGCCUCAGACAUAUUCCAAAGUCCCUGCUAAUUCAAUUGAGCAAAACUUAUCCAUAUACUACGCAAAAUUCCAUAAUAAUUUUCCAAUUUUACCGUUUGACCAAAACUUAAUAGUGAAUAUUUUAGAAGGUCUAGUCCUCAAUGAUCAAACUAAGUUGAUUGUAGAAUUGUUUAACUGUUCUUUAACUAAUUUGAAUAAUUUUCAAUUUCAGAAUAUCAACGAUAAUAUUAAUCUAAUCUUAAGGAUUUUGCAAAUGUAUCCAUUCAACAACUUCGGAAUAAAGUUGAAUGAUAAUAUCCUUAUCUUAUUUUUUUCAUCAUUGAUUUUAAUAAAUUAUUCCAUUUUAAUGAAUGGUGAUACCUAUUCUUUGGGCAUUUCAUUGACAGCAUCAAUAUUGAAUGAUUUUAAAGUUUUAGAGAAUUUCAAUCUCUUGAUUAAAAGUAAUAUUAAAGACUUGGCCCCUGAUGAUAUUAAAUUAUACUUGCCAAAACUUUAUUAUUGUUUAUCGAUAAUGGAUAACCUUCAUAGUUUAAGUUUUGGUAUCCAAAAUAUUAUCCACAACAAUAAAUUGGUAGAAUUCUUAUAUGCUAACUUGACGAUAUUGAUCCCCAUGAAUAUUGAUAAUCAAAGCAUAAUAAAUUUCAAGAUUUCCAAACUCUUGAGCAGUUUGAUUAAUACGAGAGAUGAGGUCAUUGUAGAUAAUUCAUUAAAAUAUACUCUUAAGAGGAACAAAGAUGAUUGGAAUGACGGUGCUUAUUCACAUCAGGGUCAAGAUUUUGCAUCGUUAUUUAUCAAUUUUAACAAAGAUAAAUAUGACUUGAUUGAAUAUUUACAUGAGCUUAGUCAAUCCUUGAAUAAAAUGGAGCCUAUUGAAGAUAAGAUGAAGGAUUCAAUUCGUGAUUAUCAUUUACGGUUAUGCAAAUUGAUUAAGAAGCUAUCACAAACUAUAAUAAAUUUAGCCAACUACAUUUCUACAAUAAGCUCGCAAAAUUCGAAUACUAAUAGUCCCGGUACAAAUAAUAAUAACUAUAAUUCUGAAUUAUUAACACCAGUCUUGAAUAUCUCGUUUGGCCAGUCUUAUAAACUAAUUAAACUUUGCAAAUUGGUAAUUGAUAGUUUACUUAAAUCAAUUGAUGAUGCUGAUUUGACAAACAAAUUAAUCAAAAUGAAUAAUGAUCUUUCGAUUGCAUAUAAUUUGCUAAACAGUAAUUUGAAUAAAUCGUUCAAUCCAUCUGUUAUUUUGGGACAAUUCUCUAUGAAUCUAAUAAAGAAUAAAAUUGAAUACUACAACUUGAAUUUUAACGUUCCAAACCAAGUACUGAAUAAAGGAUCUGAUCUAAACCAAUGGAGAAACGAACUUGUCAAUUCGAUCAUGCCUUUCAUUGAUAAAGAAGAUAAUGAUGGUUGGUAUUAA
Molecule: messenger RNA, 2619 nt
Organism: Debaryomyces fabryi
Lineage: Eukaryota; Fungi; Ascomycota; Pichiomycetes; Serinales; Debaryomycetaceae
Gene: RGT1
Product: Rgt1p
Exons: 1
Coding region: 1-2619 (872 amino acids)
Cellular component (GO): nucleus
Molecular function (GO): zinc ion binding; DNA-binding transcription factor activity, RNA polymerase II-specific
Source: RefSeq, a predicted model, not a curated record